Messenger RNA from Tripterygium wilfordii, 699 nucleotides. RefSeq names its product ribonuclease 1-like. Gene Ontology annotation, cellular component: extracellular region. The coding region runs from base 1 to 699 and encodes 232 amino acids. Gene Ontology annotation, molecular function: RNA binding; ribonuclease T2 activity. NCBI's taxonomy places the organism in Eukaryota, Viridiplantae, Streptophyta, Magnoliopsida, Celastrales, Celastraceae. Gene Ontology annotation, biological process: RNA catabolic process. The transcript has 4 exons. The record is from RefSeq and is a predicted model, not a curated record.
AUGUUGUUAUCCGGUAAUAAUACUAUUUCUUACCUUCUCCUAUUCAUAGUCAUAGUCUUGGCUUUGAAUGCAAAGGCAGAGAGAUAUGGGCCUUAUGACUACUACAAAGUUAGCAUUCGAUGGCCAAAAUCUUAUUGUCUCUCUAAAGAGGUUGUCAGAAGAAGGUAUGUGUGUGAGAAGCCGAUCUUAGCAAACUUCACCAUUCAUGGUGUGUGGCCAAUGUAUACGGGUGAAAUUAUCGUCGAUCCCUAUCAUAAGGACCCUAGAUGCACCAAAACCAAACCAGUGCCACCAGAGAAUAUUACGUAUGAUCUAUUAGAUGAAAUAUUGGAUGACAUGAAGAAAUAUUGGCCAAAUGUUGUGACUCGAACACAAGAAUAUAAUGAAAAUUUUUGGCGAUAUCAAUUUGAGAAUCAUGGAAUGUGUUUCGAGAAUCCUGAUCAACCAAAGCAUUAUUUUCGAACAGGCUUGGAAGUCAUGAAGCAAUAUGACUUUCUAGGAAUACUCGAAAGAAAAAAGGUGCGUCCAAUAAAUGGGCUAUACAAUGCCAUACAGUACAAACAAAUUGUCAAACAAGGUCUGGGCGGCGUAGAGCCUCAAAUUUUCUGCAACAAAGAUAGGCAUGGAACUUUACAGUUUGGUGAAAUCUGGGGAUGUGGGGUUUGGGAAGCAGCAAAGUUGAAGUUUCCUAAACCCUAA